AUGUGUGUGCAGUACGCGUUUGUCGUAUUGGUCGCCUUAGCGGCUAUCGUCCGGGUCGACGGGUAUCUCGACGUUUUGUCCAACGUACACGAUUGUGGAUCAACGGAUUUGGACACGUGUCUCAAAAGCCAAUUGUCGCAAACCAUCGAUGAAAUAUUGAACAGGAAUGACACUUAUCGGCUAAACCGGUAUCUGACCAUUACUACGGUCGGUAACCAUCGACGAUCGCCAUCGACAAGCGACGACCUAGGUGCGAAGUUUUUGAACUUAUUCAACUCUCUGCAAAUUCAAUACCGACCGGAAGAAGAACACGGGUCAACCAAUAGCGUUUCCGAAGGUCGUAAGAAAAAAAUAGGUAAACACAAAAAGCACAAAAUGGGGAUGAUGAUGGGAUUUAUGGCGAUGGGCAUGACUAUUCUCGGAGGUCUGUUUAACAAGAUUAUGAUGGGUGGUGCGAUAUCAAUAGCCCUGAAAGCACUGAUCAUAUCAAAAAUUGCUCUGAUUCUGGCCGGCACCAUGGCGAUAAAAAAGCUGUUGAGUGGUGGUGGCGUUGGCCAAAUCAGCUAUCAUCCAUCGUGGACCGGUGGUGGAAAUGAACAACAUAGCGGGUACCGCAGGAGUUACGCGGCGCAGCAGCCGAGUAUGGCUACCGCCGAUGCGUUACCAUACAGGGAUCAAAUCGAUUCUUAUAGCAACGCUAACUAUUCCAGAUAGUUCGGCAACGUAAAUGUCUUGCGAUGUACUAUUAGACACGUAUC
Messenger RNA from Rhopalosiphum maidis (corn leaf aphid), 758 nucleotides. RefSeq lists its product as uncharacterized. Lineage: Eukaryota; Metazoa; Arthropoda; Insecta; Hemiptera; Aphididae. The transcript has 2 exons. Bases 1 to 714 code for a protein of 237 amino acids. The record is from RefSeq and is a predicted model, not a curated record.